This is a messenger RNA of Anthostomella pinea, 888 nucleotides long. The record is from the annotation of a GenBank genome assembly. Lineage: Eukaryota; Fungi; Ascomycota; Sordariomycetes; Xylariales; Xylariaceae.
AUGAGGAAAAGACUCCAAAAAACCCGCAUCCAGGAGCAGAUCGAGUACCUGGCUCCAGUACAGAAGUUCAUCCCCUACCAUAUAGACCUCCUCAAGAAAGGUAGCCCGGAUGCGAGACGUCAAUAUCGACACAUUCGAGCAUGGUAUACGCACCAUAUGAGCAUAUCUCUAGCAAAAGCCAGGAAAUACGGCGAGUCAUUGACUCCCGACAAGCUGAACGACAGCAUUGGCGAGCUUAUCAAAGACCCAUCCAGACAUGACGACGCAAAGAACGGUUGGUAUGUCGAAGAUGGAUUCUUGGUUGAAGACCAAGACGACAAGGGCGAGAGCUCGGAUUCCGUCAUGCAAUCAGAGUAUGCCGAUGAAACCGAGUCCGAUGGGAACCCGAAGGAUGCCAUUUCGAGCUCCGGGCUAGCAGACCCCAGUGAAAAGUUGCCCGCAGAGCCGAGCUACUGGUGGGCCGAGGAGGUCGAAAGAGCGAUUGAAGAGGGGUCGUCAUCGAUCAGAGAUUCCGCGAUUGAAGGGGAGUCAUCAUCGGAUGGUAGUUCUACGCUCGAAGAUAGCGAUGAUGAGGACGAGAUAGACUGGGAGGUCUAUCAAUCAUGGCGCGUGAGCAUGUGGGAGAUGGAAGAACAACAGUGGCCAACACUGUUAGCAGCAGAAGAUGACAAGACGCUCGACGCAUGGGACGAGAAAACUAACAUGCGGUACUGGCAAAGAGAGGGUAUCGUCCUCGCUAAACUGGCUGCGGAAUUGUACGUUAAGUUUUUCCAAGAAGCUAGACAGGCAUAUCUCGCGGACCCUCGGGAGCAGCAGGGGCGGAAACACAGAUCUAAGCCGAACUUGCCGGGAUAUUACAAGCGAGUACUUAGCAAGCUGAGAGAGUAG